Molecule: messenger RNA, 618 nt
Organism: Tricharina praecox
Lineage: Eukaryota; Fungi; Ascomycota; Pezizomycetes; Pezizales; Pyronemataceae
Exons: 2
Coding region: 1-618 (205 amino acids)
Source: RefSeq, a predicted model, not a curated record
AUGUUCACAGAGACCACCUCUGGUCCUUACCUUCUCGUGGCCCAUACCACUCAUGGUACUGGUCCUGACGAUUACUGCUCGAAAACUGCUGACAGCGGCCAAGUCCACAGCUAUGGCCUCGCAGCUCGCCUUCACAAGCCGCACCGGAGACAGCAUCUACGAUUGCGGCUGACCACGAAUGGAUGCCUCGCGAAUAUGAAGGCAACAGUGCGACGACGUCUGAAUCCAGCGACAAAUAAGAUGGAGACAUCCUACCUACGAAAGGACCAGACCCCUGUCUUCAUCCAACGCGCGUGCAUGAAGUGCGAGAAGAAAGGCUACGAAAGGUGGCACUUCGACUUCGAUUGCAGGCAAGACCCGGCACUGAAGGUAUACGUCGUCGACUACGUCAACACGAUACACGGCAGCGACAUCUACGGUUGCGGCUGGCCGCGAACGGAUGCCGCAACAUCUUGCAUUCCACGCUACCACCAGUUCAAUGCCGGGGUGGAGGCCGGAGGGAGUUGGGAAGGGAGGAUGAGGAAGCGGGAGAGCGGGAGAGCAGGAGAGCAGGAGGUGGAGGAGGAGCAUGAGGUGGAGGAGGAGCAUGAGGUGGAGGAGGAGCAGGAGGUGGAGUAG